Messenger RNA from Saxophila tyrrhenica, 5538 nucleotides. It is a transcript of the gene ECM29, whose product is annotated as proteasome component M29. Gene Ontology annotation, molecular function: molecular adaptor activity. Gene Ontology annotation, cellular component: nucleus; cytoplasm. The record is from RefSeq and is a predicted model, not a curated record. The coding region runs from base 1 to 5538 and encodes 1845 amino acids. The transcript is spliced from 4 exons. Gene Ontology annotation, biological process: proteasome assembly. Lineage: Eukaryota; Fungi; Ascomycota; Dothideomycetes; Mycosphaerellales; Extremaceae.
AUGGCCUCGACUCAGACGCCGGAGCAGCGCGAGUUGUCGCUCGUUGGGAAGGUGGAGAUGAGGAUUGCGCUUACAGACUCGGAUGCCAAACUCGAGACUACGUUGAAGACUUAUCUGGCACCACUCCUGCUCAAGCUGGCAUCGGAACAUCAGAGCGUACGGAACAAGGUCAUAUCAGUAUGCCAGCACGUCAACACGAGAGUCAAGCCGCAGUCAAUCCAGCUCCCUGUGCCGGACCUGGUCAAGCAAUUCAAGGCGCAGGAGAACCAGCUCGUUCGCCACUUCGACCUGUUAUACAUCCAGCAGGGCGUCGGUAGGCUUUCAAGUGGCGAGAAGGCCGAACUCUUGCCUGUGGUUGUCAAAGGGAUAGCAUCCUCUGGUAGCCAUGGUGCUCGUAUCUUCAACCUCUUCUUACGCCUUCUCGAGUUCUUCACGCUACCUCCGCGUGGAAGCAAGGACGAUCUGGAGCUGAGGGAACGGUUCGGCUUGUCGAGCGCAGACACCGAGUUCUUGGCAUCAAACAUUGGCAGGCUCCUUCUCUUCGUUCCACAGAAAGGUACAAGCACUACAUGCCCUGGCGUAACGCAGGAAGAGUACGCCUCCCUCAACCUGCACGGCAAAGACGAUGUAUGGAAUCCUUCUGCAGGCGGGCUCAAUCUCCAGCGAACCAAGGUUCUUGCUGCCAGGACCUUAGCGAGCGGGAUUUUCAACGACCAAGAGCGAUUCCUACCCGGACUCUUCGCCUCUUCGGACACUUCGUCAAAUAUCAGCGAUGUUGGAGAUGACAUUCUGAAACGAUCGACGCCCGCCAUAGACCUGGAGAACGAAGCAUUGAUCCAAAAUUUGUACGAUCUGUACUUUGGCACAGAGUCACGGCCACGAGUGCGAGCGCCUCUGCGGCUGAAGAUCUUAGGUCUGUUGAACAAAUCGAUGAGGAGCACGACCUUUGCGAACAAGAUCUCGAAGCUCGUAGAUGAUGGCAUUUCUGUACCGACGCUGGAUGGCGAGGACACCGUAAUGUCGAAUGGCACCAGAUAUCCACUGACGCUCAAUGGUGCUCCAAGCAUAGGCCGAGAGGCAGUGAAACUCCGUUCAGCCAUCUUCACCUACGUCAACUUUGUGGCUAGACAUGGUGCCUCAGAAACUCUCCACAGCAUCGCCAACGGAGUCAUCAGCCGCUUGAGAGAUUUCAUCGAUCAUCAAGGCUGGCCCAAGGUCGGCCCAAAUGAGGACCUGGUUUCAAGAGGAUAUGCUUACGAAGUGGUUGGUCUGCUUGCCAAAGCCGGGCCUAAGAGCCUUCUGGUGGAGGACGAGCAGCGCACACUGGACUUACUGCGUUGGAUGUUCACUUCGCUCGCCAAGGACUCGUCUGGAAGCUCCAUCGUUGUAAGCAUCGAAGAGUCUCUGUCGACGUUGCUGAGUGCUUUUGCUCGGCUGAAGCUUGAUGCGAACGAACAGGCUGUUCUCGAAGAUCUCCUGAUCGACCAGAUGGAACAGUCAGCGGAUCUGGCCGGCAAUCAGAGGAUAAGGAGUACACGCUAUGUAGUUGUCCGCUUUGCCAACCGCUGUCUGCCCUACGCAUCCGUCAAGGCGCGCUGGAUCGACGUCCUGGGCUUAGGAGCCACUACCGACAGGGCAGAAGUCAGAGAAGAAGCUGAGCGCGGACUCAGCCCAUACUGGUAUCGCAUGCUUAAUGGAUCUACUGGAGUACAAGAUCCUGGCAUGCCAUCACUUCCGUCCUUCCCAUCGGUCGUGGAUCACUUCUUCGGCGGUAGAACAACAGAGCGUAGCGCGGAGCCUGCGGCAGUUGCAAGAUAUGCUCACAAAGCAUACGCACAAUCCUUCCAACACCUGACCUCGUUUGCACGUCAUAUGCUACUCGCAGAGGCCUUGGAACAUGCGGGCGUUGCUGUCAAUGCUGACAGCGAAUGGGAACGGAAGCUGGACGUUGCCGUUGAAACCGACCCAAAGGCGCGAGAAGCGGUGCUAAGCUACGUGCAGAAGUCCACCAGUGCAUAUGGCUCUCAGCUGGCUAUCCUGCUCUACGCUCUAUUCGAGAGCCUGAUCGGGACAGUUGUCGACGCAGAUAACCAUCUGAUUGAGUUCCUGGCACUGGCGCCUGACAUUCUGGUCAAGACUUUGGUUCCCAGCACGCAUCUCCUUCUACCCAUACUGAAGACCAACAACUCGAAUCGCCGUGCAGCGGCAGCACAGACCUAUGGCAUACUUUCAUCCUACCCGGACUCAGAUGCGUCUUCUCGGCAGAAGGAAACACAGCAGCUUCAGGAUGUCAUAGGAGGCUGGUCAGCGGCGGUUGGCGCUGCAUCGAGCCAUGUCCAUGGUGCUCUACUUGCUCUUGGCUACUACUUCAGUCGAUGCUCUUAUCGGAAGCGCGAGGUGUCCCCGGCUGCACAGAGUCAGCUGUUGACGACACUAUUGGAAGUCAUUUCGGACUCCAGAGACAACAUGCUCAAGAACGCAAGCUACACUGCUCUUGGACAGCUCUGCAUGUACGACUGCGUCAACGUGGAGGCGAUUGAGGAGAAGUCCAAGCUGCGCGCUCUCAUCGACACCCUGUACAAGACCGCUAAAGAAGGCAACGAGGCGGCCAUUCUCUGCAUGGGCCAGCUCUCCAUGGUUUUGCCUGAAGAAGGCAGCGAAGGAAGUAAUCUCAGCUACCUCGUCGAGCAAUUGCGAAGGCUUCACGAGAUCAAGCAAGCAGAGGUUCACUUCACGGUCGGCGAAGCCUUGAGCUACGUGGCAACUGGUUGGGAAUCUGGAGCUCUGGCGACGAAACUGGACAUCGAAGGCCCGAGACCCAGCAGCUCGCAAAGGACCUCUACACUCUCGAAGCUAAUUGACCAGACUCUGAACGACUGCGCGAACACGAAGCCAGCGCUGAAGAAGGCCGCUGUGAUCUGGCUUCUGUGCUUGGUACAAUUCUGUGGUGAGGAGAAGGAGGUUCAGAGUCGAUUGCCAGCAUGUCAAGCUGCUUUCAAGCGGUGCCUAUCGGACAGGGACGAGCUGGUGCAGGAGACAGCUUCAAGAGGGCUUGGGUUGGUGUACGAGAAGGGUGACCGCAGCCUCAAGGACGACCUCGUCCGGGAUCUGGUCUCAUCCUUCUCAUCAGACAAACAAUCAGGACUCGCUGGCAACGUGUCGGCGGACACACAACUGUUCGAGCCAGGCGCUCUUCCUACUGGAGAUGGCUCGGUAUCGACUUACAAAGACAUCAUGAGUCUUGCCUCUGAAGUCGGAGAUUCCAGCCUAGUGUACAGAUUCAUGUCAAUGGCCUCCUCGAACGCCAUCUGGUCCAGCCGCGCGGCGUUUGGCCGGUUCGGCCUUAGCAACGUUCUCUCCGACUCUAGUGUUGAUGGAUACCUGGCCAACAACCCAAAGCUGUACCCUAAACUCUUCCGAUACCGAUUCGAUCCGAACGGUGGCGUGCAGAGGUCAAUGAACGAUAUCUGGAAUGCGCUGGUCAAGGACUCGUCAGCUACUAUAGAUGCACAUUUCGAUGCGAUCAUGGAAGAUCUGCUCACGAGCAUUCUUGGUAAAGAGUGGCGGGUCCGGCAGGGCAGCUGUGCAGCGAUCGCAGACCUGGUAUCUGGCCGACCACUUGACAAGUACGAACAGUAUCUGGAACGGAUCUGGGGCCAAUGCUUUAAGGUGCUCGAUGACAUCAAGGAGUCUGUUCGGGCAGCGGCAGCCUCGCUUGCGAGGACAUUGACUGGUGUAUUGACCAGAGCGCUAGAGGCAGACCACUCGUCCACGAAGAACGCAUCAGCGAUGCUGAAGCAUGUCCUGCCUUUCCUACUUUCGCCUCAGGGCAUGGAGUCCAGCGCAAAGGAGGUGCAGGCGUUUGCUGUCCACACUCUGCUCGAGAUCAUCAAGAAGUCCAAUGGCAGUACUUUGAGGCCGUUCAUACCUGAUCUAGUGGAACGGCUCAUUGGCUUGCUGAGCUCACUUGAACCGGAAGCCGUCAACUACGUCCAUCUGAACGCUUCCAAGUACAACCUCACCGAACAGAAAAUCGACGACAUGCGGUUGUCCAGUGUGCGAAGCAGCCCCCUCAUGGAGGCGAUCGAGCGCUGCCUGGACCUCCUCGACGAGCCCACCAUGCACGCUUUGCAGCCACGGUUAGAGAGCGCGAUGAAAAGCGCCGUUGGCCUGCCUUCAAAAGUCGGCUCAAGCCGUGUGUUGGUAUCACUCAGCACUCGCCGCCCCUACCUCUUCCGAGCAUUCGCAGACGACUACCUCAAAGUCAUCGAGAAACUCGUCAUCGACCGCAACGAAACAGUAGCAAGCUCCUACGCCAUGGCAGCGGGCUAUGUCGCCCGGAGCGCGUCCGACAAGCAGAUCCUCCGUACAGUCAACUUUGCCAAACGACUGUACUUCGAAUCCGAAGGCGACCGCGAAGCAACCGUCCCACGGCGUAGCAUCACUUCAGGAGAGAUCAUGUUCGCUCUCUCGAAACAUGCUAGUGACCGCUUCAACUCCCUCGCCUCCUCCGUGCUCCCGUUCGUUUAUGUCGGCCGCCACGACUCCAACGAGCAGGUCAAAGAGCAAUUCCAAAACACAUGGAACGAAUCCGUCGGCGGCUCUAGAGCGGUCCUGCUCUUUCUGGCGGAGAUUCUGGAAUUGUGUACCAAGCAUCUCGACUCGCCGCAGUGGGUGCUCAAGCACACUUCUGCGCGGACCGUGGCGGAUGCCGUGACGGCAGUUUCGACACUCGAGGCGAAAAUGUCUGAGAAGGUGGGGGAGCAGCUGUGGCCUGCGCUGGAGAAGGCUUUGGGCGGGAAGACGUGGGAGGGGAAGGAGGUGGUUUUGGGGGCGUUUGUGAAGUUUGUGGAGACUGGGCAGGCGUUCUACGUGCAACGAGCGGCUGUAAAGGAUGGCAUCAUUAAGAUCGCCGUCCGCGAAGCCAAGCGCCAGAACGCGGUAUACAAACCCCAUUCCAUCCAAGCGCUCGGGCAGGUCGCACAAGCCCGCAGCGACAUCGACAUGAGCGACACCAUCUUCGACAUCGUCGGUCCGCUUCUAGAAAGCGAGGUCGACGAUGAGGAUGCAAUGGAAAUCGAUGGCGGCCAGGCGAAGAAAGCCGGUGAUCUCUUGAUGGCCGCACACGUGGCAGCCAUCAACGCCUUGUGCGCUGGUGUCAAUCCGGCACUGUCUCAGGACGAUGCUGUAGGCAAGAAGUUGCAGAAAGCCUUCGACAUCGCGGCCAGAGUGAUCGCGACGCCAGCAGAUGUACGACGAGCCCUUUUCGACAGCGUCGCGAAAGUGUUCGGCCGGAUCCGUGAAGCUGGCAAGGGAGCGGAUAUUGAUAUGGAUGUCACGAGUCUGAAGACUAUUCUAUUCGGCCCGAACGUGGACAUCGAAGCUUUGCGCUUGCUCAGAGCCGAUGCGCUGCUUGCGAUUAGGAAGGCGGCGCCCGGCGUGAUCGCGAAGAUGCGCGGCGAGGUAGAGGAGAUUCGGGAGAAGGAGGUUUCGGGGGCGGUUCGAGAACGCUUGGGCAAAGCUACUGCCGAGGAGUAG